This is a messenger RNA of Arabidopsis thaliana (thale cress), 969 nucleotides long. It is a transcript of the gene COPT6, whose product is annotated as Ctr copper transporter family. The record is from RefSeq and is marked reviewed. Gene Ontology annotation, molecular function: copper ion transmembrane transporter activity. The transcript has a single exon. Gene Ontology annotation, cellular component: membrane. Lineage: Eukaryota; Viridiplantae; Streptophyta; Magnoliopsida; Brassicales; Brassicaceae. Bases 266 to 703 code for a protein of 145 amino acids. Gene Ontology annotation, biological process: copper ion transmembrane transport.
CGUUUUUCUUCCACCACAAUUCUACAAAUGGUGUGUUACCAUUUAUAUCAUGAAAAUAAGUUGAAUAACUGAAUAGGUAUUUAAAAGGCUUUCUAAAAUUAGUAUUGACUUCUACUUGUACUACACAAAGUUUGACAAGUCAAAACGUGAGUACAACCACAAACACAUUUAAGAGACCACAUGAUAACAAGAACAUCACAAUAAAUACGAAACCAUUUUCUCUAAGUUUUGUCCCAAACAAAAAAUUUCAGAAACUUAUCAUAUAAUGGAUCAUGGUAACAUGCCACCAUCAUCACCAUCAUCAAUGGUAAAUCAUACCAAUUCCAACAUGAUCAUGAUGCAUAUGACUUUCUUCUGGGGAAAGAACACGGAGAUACUCUUCUCCGGCUGGCCCGGGACAAGUCUCGGCAUGUACGUUCUAUGUCUCAUCGUCGUCUUCCUCCUUGCUGUUAUCGUCGAGUGGCUUGCCCAUUCUUCGAUCCUUCGUGGACGUGGCUCCACUAGCCGCGCCAAGGGGCUCGUUCAGACCGCAGUCUACACACUCAAGACAGGCCUUGCUUAUCUCGUGAUGCUCGCCGUUAUGUCCUUUAACGGUGGAGUUUUCAUUGUCGCUAUCGCCGGAUUCGCCGUGGGUUUCAUGCUCUUCGGAAGCACUGCUUUCAAGAACCCCUCUGAUGACGAGAAACCCUUCGAACAACUAUGAUCACUCUUUAUUUUACUUGGAAAGAACAUUUCGUUUGUGUGUAUUUAAUUUGCGUUUCUUUGAAUUUUGAUAUUUUGUGACUAGAAUUUGGAAUUUUAUGAAGAAUAUAGCCAUUUUUGCAUUUUAUUGUAGAUGAUGUAGUCAUGUAGAUGAUAAAUUUCAACCACAAAUUAAAUAACAAACGCCGUCCAUCACUCGAUUAGUUCUCUACGAGAUAAGGUGAACUUUUUAUUGAUCAACAAAACACAUAUAUCGUUGUAUGUACC